UGUGGGUGUGAGAUGGAGGCGCCGCCGGCCUUCACUUUGCCACCUCCGCCGCCACCUCCAGGGUUCCACUACCUGCAGGAGCCCCAGGACGACGCUUACGUCGAUUCAUCCUCGACGCCUCUUCCCUGGACGUGCCCCGUCCUGGUCAGCACCCCGCAGUACUACCAGGACGCCCUCUUCUCCACAGUUGCAGCUGCCUGCGUCGCCGUCCUUCUGCUGGUGUUGGCCAUCAUUGUCACCGUUGCCUCGAGGAGACGCCCUUCGGUUCGCCAUUACUCCUCCAACCCGAUCUGCCGCCCGACGCCCUCGGCGAGCAAGCCCAUCCCUCGCACGCCAUGCCGCGCUUCGUACGCCUCCCUGGAGCAGUCGUUCGCCGCCGGGCACUUCUCCUCGGGCGCGGGCGGCCCUUCCCCGUCCCCCACCUACUGCUCGCCCUGCUCCCCGUCCCCCUCCCGAGUCCUCCCUCUGACCCCUUCCUCCUCUCGCAUGGUUGUCCGCUACCACACCUCCAGCCGGUCCUUCAGCCACUCCCUGGCUCGCCCGCUCGCCUCCGCCCGCACGCAGACUGCCCACCCGCACCGCAGUCCGCUGUACCGCCCACGACUGGCGAGAGUGAUGACCGGCCAGCUGCUGGUGCUCCCAGGCGGCGGUGCCAGCCCCUGCGUCGGCCAUAAGUUCCCCGGGAUGGAAAUGAUGUCUCCCGCGCGCGCCGUGGAUAACGUGUACAGCCCCCUUCCCGCGCCCACCGCCCACACCGCCUUCGUCUUCCCUUGAGACGCCCACCUCCUGCGCUGUUUGUGGAUGCUGCCCACAAGGCCCCUCUUCUGCAGGAUCUCACAGGAGCGCCCAUGGGCCACCAGGGAGGCCACUCUUCCGCUUAUAGUCAUGCCCUUAUAGAAGCAUACCGCGGGCAGCGUGCCCCGGGCAACCGGUGGCCUCGUGUGUGUGGCACUGGUUGGGUGGCGCUGCCUCGCCGCCGGCUUCAUCCGCUCAUUUUGUAUAUAUACAUAAAAUAUUAUGCAUUGUUUAUAUCCAUUUUCCAUUGUAUUUGUAUUCUUUUAUCACCCGUGACGUGUGGGCUACCUGUGAUCUUUUGUUUGGACUGUGACUGCAUCUAG
Molecule: messenger RNA, 1118 nt
Organism: Penaeus vannamei (Pacific white shrimp)
Lineage: Eukaryota; Metazoa; Arthropoda; Malacostraca; Decapoda; Penaeidae
Source: RefSeq, a predicted model, not a curated record